AUAUACAUCAAUUUUAUUUACACCGGCAACCAAUUUUUCAUUUAUCCAGAGAAAAAUUACAUUAAAUCUAAAUCCUCAGUAUUAUAAUCCACCCCUAACAGUAAAAAACUAUGAGCCCAAAUCAUGACAUUAAACUCGAGGUGUGUGUGGACUCAAUUGCCUCGGCCAUUGCAGCCAUGGAAGGUGGAGCAGCACGUAUUGAACUUUGUUCAGCCCUAAGCGAGGGUGGCCUAACUCCUUCGGUGGGAGUAUUAAAAACUCUUAAAAGUCUUCCCCUUACUAUACCCAUUUACUGCAUGCUGAGACCACGUCGCGGUAAUGACUUCAUAUAUACAGAUUAUGAAAUGACAGCAUUACUCCAUGAUAUGGAACUGUUGCAAGAGAAUGGUGCCGAUGGUUUUGUAUUUGGUUCGUUGACACCGUCACGUGAAGUUAAUGUCGAACAAUGCCAACAAGUAUUGGAGAAGGCCAAAAGUCUACCGAUGACAUUCCACAGAGCAUUUGAUGUUACAGAUCCGGCCAAAAUGCACGAGACAACCAAAGCAAUUAUAGAAUUGGGAUUUCAAAGGAUAUUGAGUAGUGGUUUUCGUCAAAAUGCCCUCGAUGGAGUUGAUAAUCUAGCCCAACUAAUUGCCCGACAUCAUAGAGAUAUAAUUAUUAUGCCUGGGGCUGGUAUAAACAUAUCAAAUUUGGAAGAAAUUCUAACAGCAACAAAGUGCACGGAGUUCCAUGGCUCUGCGACAGUAAGUGCAUGCAUAGAUGUACCAGAUUCAACAGAUGGAAAUGCCACAAAAAUGGAAUGUGAUGUCAGUAUGGGCAAACAAGAUGUACUGCCCUAUGAUAUUUGUGAUAGAAAUACUGUACGAAAAAUGGUUAGCAUUGCCAAUGCUAUGGCAGAGAAAUAAAGAGAAAAAAGACUGGAAA
Molecule: messenger RNA, 924 nt
Organism: Musca domestica (house fly)
Lineage: Eukaryota; Metazoa; Arthropoda; Insecta; Diptera; Muscidae
Product: copper homeostasis protein cutC homolog
Exons: 1
Coding region: 111-905 (264 amino acids)
Molecular function (GO): copper ion binding
Source: RefSeq, a predicted model, not a curated record